UUGGCCCGGACGUGGCAGUCCCACAGCCCUAUGAGGAAAUCACACUAACGGCAUCUGUCUGGCUGAAUUAGUGCAUCACUUUCUUUUUUUCAGAACCAGCACUUCUCUUCUUCACUGAUCAGACGUGAUGGGACUUACAAUAACUUCGUUGUUCGGCCGACUUUUCGGCAAAAAACAGAUGAGGAUUUUAAUGGUCGGCCUGGAUGCUGCUGGGAAAACCACUAUUCUGUACAAACUGAAGCUUGGUGAAAUUGUAACGACCAUCCCAACCAUUGGCUUUAAUGUGGAGACAGUAGAAUAUAAAAAUAUCAGUUUCACUGUAUGGGAUGUGGGUGGCCAGGACAAGAUCAGACCUCUGUGGAGACAUUAUUUCCAGAACACACAGGGUCUUAUCUUUGUGGUUGACAGUAAUGACAGAGAAAGAGUUGCUGAGUCUGCAGACGAGCUCUCAAAGAUGUUGCAGGAGGAUGAAUUGAAAGACGCCAUCUUGCUGGUGUUUGCUAACAAACAGGACCUUCCCAAUGCCUUAUCAAUGAGUGAAAUCACAGACAAACUCAACCUUCAGACUCUCCGGAAUAGACCUUGGCACGUUCAGUCAGCCUGCGCCACCCAGGGCACUGGGCUUUACGAAGGACUAGAUUGGCUAUCCAAAGAGCUGUCCAAGAACUGAAGAAGAAAUGGAUCAGCUGGACAGAGAGAGAGAGAGACUGAACACCAACGCACAGACAUUGAGUCUAGAAACAUUUGGUCUUUUGGCACCAAAGUUCUCAAAGUGGACAACCUGGUGGAUAGUAUAAUCUUCCGUGGAAAACAUAACAUCUCAUAUUUUCUUAAUUUCUUAUCAGUGCUUUGAUAUUAUCUCUACUUGUCUUAUCAAACUCUUACAAUGUAUUGAUACAUUGUGUUGAAUCAUGAGCAAUCAGCCUAUCAGGGAAAUGGAAACAAAGAAUUGGGCUUUUUCCAUUCGACACCUUGGAUCGAGUCUGGGUAUUAUUUACGGCAUUCAACCACUUGUAGAAAUGUUGGACCUGCCGAGGUUGGGAGAUAUGAAGAUAUAAGCCUGGAGUUUUGUGGGAGGACAACUUGUAUGCAGGCACAAGCAGUUCAUUUCCGUAACCUUGUAUGGAUAUUUGACUCCCUCACAGAUCUGAUCCUUUACUACUCACUGUGUCUCAUGCCAAAAUAUUUCUGUAAAGGCCUUUAUCCUGCACACUCACGUGGACUGACAUUACACUAAACCUUGUAGCAAUGUGGCCUCUUUGUAAAUGUAUCCAAAAUGCAACGUUGUGCCUUCUGCUUCCUUUUCAUACAAAUCUGAGUAGUUCUUUCUUAUCUUACUUGGCGGACAUGCUCCCUCUUAAGUUGAUUUUGCAACUAUUUCACUUUUGAAAUAUAAAAUUAAUGCAAUGCAAUGACACUUCUGUAUGUUUUGUAUCAAAGUUUUGUUGAAUUUGACAGUUUUUCUGCCCAUUACAACACAUCUUUUUGUCCUUAACUUAAAAAGAGGAAGGAAAACAGGGCCAGUGUCUCUGUAACACAGUAAAGCAGCAUAGCAAUUAUUUUUUGGUUUUUUGCAGUGCUUAUUGCUAUGUUUGCUAUAGUGGCUUAUAGCAAGUACUGUAUAUAUUAAUAAUUGUAUCUUUCUUUACACAUAAAAACAUCUCUACCAAAUAUGCAUAGUGAUGCACAUUCCAACUUUUGCUUGCAGAUGCUUGAGCUGACACAUUUGAAAUUAUUAAAAGUAUUUUCCAGAAAAAAACUUUGAAUAAAGCCAUUGUGUAAAAAAAAAUAAAUAAAAAUUUUGCACUCCA
Molecule: messenger RNA, 1811 nt
Organism: Sphaeramia orbicularis (orbiculate cardinalfish)
Lineage: Eukaryota; Metazoa; Chordata; Actinopteri; Kurtiformes; Apogonidae
Product: ADP-ribosylation factor 4-like
Exons: 6
Coding region: 128-670 (180 amino acids)
Molecular function (GO): GTPase activity; GTP binding
Source: RefSeq, a predicted model, not a curated record